Molecule: messenger RNA, 639 nt
Organism: Chenopodium quinoa (quinoa)
Lineage: Eukaryota; Viridiplantae; Streptophyta; Magnoliopsida; Caryophyllales; Amaranthaceae
Product: mitochondrial import inner membrane translocase subunit Tim13-like
Exons: 2
Coding region: 91-357 (88 amino acids)
Source: RefSeq, a predicted model, not a curated record
UACUCCGUAAAAGGUUUAAGCUAGGGUUUAUCAGUUGAAGAAAUAGGAGAGAGAAAAUCGCCGGUGAAUUAAGGAGGAGAGAGAAAAAUCAUGGAUUCAUUUGGAUCUUCCACGAAUGGAUCAUCUGCUGCUCAACCUAAUCCCGAAGCAAUUAUGGAUCAGGUCAAAAAUCAGCUUGCUCAAGCCUACGCUGAAGAAUUUCUUGAGACUGUCAGGGGGAAGUGCUUCGAGAAGUGCAUAACAAAACCUGGGUCAAGCUUAAGUGGAAGUGAGAGCAGCUGUAUUUCAAGAUGUGUGGAUCGGUAUAUUGAGGCUACUGGUAUAAUUAGCAAAGCUCUCUUUAGCCAACAACGAUAGUCUUGAGGGAUGCUGAGCUAAAUGCAAGUUAUACACCAUGCUUUGAAUAGAUUUCAUUUAAAAAAUACUGAUGUUGCAAAUUUAAUGAUCAUCUCAUAACAAUGCAAUUUUUCAAGUCCUGUAACUUUUGUCAUCUCAUAAAUAACUCUAUUACGUAGUAUUACUUAGCUUUUGUCACGUUAUGUGCUGUAACUUUGAGCAUGAACAUUGUGGUACCAUGCAUGCCAAUUGCCAAUUUUGCUCAUAUUCUGCGGUAUGAAAGAGCUCCAAGUUGUUGAGAAA